UGAAUAUUAAAUAUUGCCACAUAUUUGUAGAAAUAGACUUAUUUGAAAUGCAAUAAUGUUUUCGUUGGUGAAUAAUUUAUAUUUAUUAGAUAUAUUGUAAGAAAGCAACAAUAUUUUUUUUUAUAAUUUGUCUACAUAUUAGGCAGUAAUUUGUAGAAAAAGCAACAAGAUAUAUAUUGUUUUGUUUAAUUUUACACAAACAAUGUCAAUCUGGCAAUACCGAACACUACGCUGACAAACAAAAGACUGCAAAAGAGUUGAGCUCUGAAAAUCUUCGUAGAAAGUCGCAAAACAACAAAAAAUUAAAUGUGUGGCACUAGUUUUAUUUAAUUCGAUUUAAACGUAAAAACCACAAUUCAAAUUGUAAAAGUUACGUCGUAAGACGUCCGGGCCUCCGCCAAAACCAUAAGAGACAGCUGAAGACUGAUUUGGGGUCGAGUGAACCUCUGGGAUUGUGCGUGACGAUUGUUACUGUUGCUGUCAAAGCAAAAUAAAGAGUGACAAAUGGCCGGGUCUGCGCUGAGAAGGCUUAUGGCGGAAUAUAAACAGUUGACUCUGGACCCACCGGAGGGCAUAGUGGCUGGUCCUGUAAGUGAAGACAACUUUUUUGAGUGGGAAGCGCUGAUAGCUGGCCCUGAGGGAACUUGCUUCGAAGGUGGCGUAUUUCCAGCGCGUCUGUUAUUUCCGCCAGACUAUCCGCUGAGCCCACCGAAAAUGAAAUUUACCUGUGACAUGUUCCACCCAAACAUUUUUGCCGAUGGCCGAGUUUGCAUAUCAAUAUUACAUGCUCCAGGUGAUGACCCCAUGGGAUAUGAGUUGUCUGCCGAACGGUGGAGUCCAGUGCAAAGCGUUGAAAAAAUCCUACUAAGUGUUGUUUCGAUGUUGGCUGAACCAAAUGCAGAAUCGGGUGCUAAUGUAGAUGCAGCUAUUAUGUGGCGUGAACGACGCGAAGAGUUCAACGAAAUUGCCAGACGUUUAGUGCGUAAAACACUCGGUAUACCAACAUAAAAUAGCCAAUGGAACGACAACAAUCAAAACGAUAACGACAUUAAGGACACUGUAUCAGUACUUCCACAAAAAGGGAUAAAUUCGAACAUCGCGACGUAAAGAACGGAAGUAAUGCUAAUUUCUGCUGAUUCACAUACACAUAACACGCGACUAAAAUCAGUUAACAGCAAGCGAAAUUUAUAUAGAUGGCGUUUGAAAAAGCAACAAAAAGCAUAAAUUUGUUUGAAGCUCUUAUAAAAUACAUAUAUAUGUAUAUACUUAUAUUGUUCUCGUGAUUAAAUGCAGUUUUCUAUGCUCUUUAAUACUUAAUUCACACAAAACAAAAUGCAGUACCCUGAAACUAUCUAUCAAACUAUCUUCAACUGGACUGUAUUCUUAUCUCAGUUACAUUUGCAAACGCCAGAGAAUUGCUACUAUUUUAUGAGCUACAUACAUAUAUAUAUAUAUGUACAUAAAUAAAUACAAUAGUAAGAAAUAUGUCUAUAACGCAAUAGAAAAUUUGAAUUAUAUAAAGUAACAUACAAGUAUAUAAUUGUUUAGAUUUAACGCAUUAAAGCAGUAAGAAAAUAAAACUUAACGAAAUUUUAGGUAAAUAUGCUCUUUAAAUCAUGUGUUUGCUUUAUGACGACGCCCAUAGAACAAUUAAUUGUGUAAUAUAUUAAUCUUAUUCAUAUAGGCAGUACUGUAGAUAAAAAUAUAAAACUUUUAAUUAAACUAUACUAACAUUUACCUAUUAAAAAAUUAAUUUUAUCUACUUCUCCAAAUUAUUUGCAAUUAUUGUUAAAACUUAACCCGAACACACGCGUUUUUAUGUAUUAAAAGAAAAAGAUAAAAAUGUAUAAAGAAAUUAUUUUUGAGUACCUUAUUUUUUAACUUGACUUAAAGUAUAAGAAAGAAAGUCAAGCACAUACAAAAAAGCUAAGUUAGUGCGAAAUAAAAUAUAUGCGAAGUAAAUAUUUAA
Molecule: messenger RNA, 1969 nt
Organism: Bactrocera oleae (olive fruit fly)
Lineage: Eukaryota; Metazoa; Arthropoda; Insecta; Diptera; Tephritidae
Gene: Ubc7
Product: ubiquitin conjugating enzyme 7
Cellular component (GO): endoplasmic reticulum; cytosol
Source: RefSeq, a predicted model, not a curated record